CAUUGACAGCUAAAAAACGUAAACAAACUUGAGGUUAUAGUCGUCAUUGUGGUGUUAUGCCGAAAUCUGUAUAAUAAAUUUCAAAAACAUGGUUAUAGCGAUAGGAUUUGAAGGAAGUGCUAAUAAACUUGGUAUAGGUAUUGUUAAAGAUGGCGAAAUACUCUCGAAUUGUAGACGAACCUAUAUCACACCACCCGGCGAAGGUUUUCUACCUAGAGAAACAGCAGAACAUCACCAACAGAAUAUACAUGAAGUACUAAAAGAAGCUCUUGACCAGUCAGGCAUAAAACCUCAGGAUAUUGAUGUUGUAUGUUACACCAAGGGUCCUGGAAUGGGCGCUCCACUGGCGGUGUGUGCUAUCGUUGCACGGACCUGUGCUUUGCUGUGGAACAAACCUAUACUUGGUGUUAAUCAUUGUAUUGGACAUAUUGAGAUGGGAAGGCUAAUAACAAAAGCUAACAAUCCAACAGUGCUAUAUGUGAGUGGAGGAAACACACAGAUCAUUGCAUACUCCCGGCAGAGGUAUAGGAUAUUCGGAGAGACCAUUGACAUUGCGGUCGGCAACUGCUUGGACAGAUUUGCGAGAGUUUUAAAGCUAUCAAAUGCACCCAGUCCAGGAUACAAUAUUGAACAGAUGGCGAAGAAAGGAAAAAAAUAUUUACACCUACCAUACUGUGUUAAAGGAAUGGAUGUCAGUUUAUCCGGUAUACUUUCAUACAUGGAAGACAGAAUAGAGGAAUUACUUAAAGACUACACGCCAGAAGAUCUCUGUUAUUCUUUGCAAGAAACUGUGUUCGCUAUGUUGGUGGAAAUCACUGAGAGAGCCAUGGCGCAUUGUGCAUCAGAUGAGGUUUUAAUAGUUGGUGGCGUAGGUUGCAACGAACGUUUGCAAGAAAUGAUGGGCGUUAUGUGUCAAGAGCGAAACGCGAAGAUCUUCGCAACGGACGAGCGUUUCUGCAUAGACAACGGAGUCAUGAUCGCACACGCGGGCGCUCUCGCAUAUGCGGCCGGCACUCGCAUGGAGUUUAAAGAUGCUACUAUCACGCAGAGAUAUAGGACUGACGAUGUUUUAGUUACGUGGCGUGAUGAUUAAUAUAUUUAUUAUACGGUU
Messenger RNA from Pararge aegeria (speckled wood butterfly), 1111 nucleotides. It is a transcript of the gene Tcs3, whose product is annotated as probable tRNA N6-adenosine threonylcarbamoyltransferase. Bases 89 to 1093 code for a protein of 334 amino acids. The record is from RefSeq and is a predicted model, not a curated record. Gene Ontology annotation, cellular component: cytoplasm; EKC/KEOPS complex. The transcript is spliced from 6 exons. Gene Ontology annotation, biological process: tRNA threonylcarbamoyladenosine modification. Lineage: Eukaryota; Metazoa; Arthropoda; Insecta; Lepidoptera; Nymphalidae.